UCGCCGUCACGGCUACCUACGCAUCGUGAGACAGUCUUGUUUGCGAGGUCACCGAUUCCUUGAUUCUCGUACCGUCGCGAAUUUUUGACAGUGUCAGUAAAAAUUGUGAACCAUAUAGUGCGAUGUUUCUUCCAAUUUUGCACGGUUGGUUUGGACAAUAAUCGUGAACAUGAAAAGACUGGAUGUAAGGAGCCCGCAUCUUCGAGUCUUCUAAUGUACACAACGAGUUCCUAUUGAUAAAAUCCAACGGGAAGAAGAGUACACUAAUUCUGGAACGCACCGGGCUAUCGGACUAUCGACGGUUUCGCGAAAUUUCGGCCGGCGGAGCGGAGGUUCGCGGCAGGAAAGAUACCUACAUCCUGUUUAAUAAAGCAGCAACUAACUGAGCACCCACCCAUUCAUACAUCGACGUGGCAAGAUUGUUGAACUAGUCAAGGAUAGUCAUCGCCCAAUGUAGGAUUAACGUCACCAGCAAAGGAGCGCGGAGGCAGCACCGAGGGUCUUCGUAAGAAACGAUGAUCGGAUCGGGACGAGCCGGGAACAGUGCGGCGCGAUAAUAAUAAUAUGUGGACGACGUGGCCGCGGACGAGACGCAAGCUGCGGGACUCGGGCUCGUCGCGUGACGGAGACAAGAGGAAGAAGACUCGCGGUAGUCGGGAGAGAUUUCGUUUCAUCUACUCGGUGGUGUUAGCGGCGUGCAUGGCGGCCCAGGAGGCUAGGAGCGCGAAAUGCCCGCCGCCGGACACGAUACCCGGUUGUCCCUGUUACAAUUUCGAGGACGGACUGUUCCUGGAAUGCGCCGGGGCAACCGAGGAGUCCCUCAGGACCGCUUUGUCCGGUGUAAUACACGCCGCCGAGGGGGAAGGGGCUAUAGUUCAAUCACUAAGCGUUUACGAGUUAGACAGAAAGGUGGAGGAACUUCGGUCAGCAGCGUUUCCAGCCGGAUCUCAGAUCAGGCAUCUACAGAUAUCCCACUCGGCGAUCCGUGAGAUAAGCGAGGAUGCCUUUAAACGCCUGAGCAAAAGUUUGGAAUCCCUGGCGCUCGUUUCGGGUAGACUAUCCCACGUGCCACAGAAGGCAAUGGCGACUCUGAGCACGCUGAAAGCCCUGGACUUGGAGGCGAACCUGGUGCACGAGCUUCCAAGUUACAGUUUCUACGGGCUCUCUCUGAUCAAGCUGAACUUGAAGGGAAAUCAGAUAGUAAAGAUAUCGGAGUACGCGUUCGCCGGCCUUGAGGAUACUUUGACCGACCUGAACCUGGCUGAGAACAAGAUCAGAGUGUUCCCCAUGACGUCAUUAAGGAGAUUAGAGCACUUGACGUUACUCAGACUCGCUUGGAACGAAGUGUCCGAGCUACCGGAGGACGGAUACUCCAGGCUUGAUGCUCUCAACUUCCUCGACUUGAGUAGCAAUAACUUCAAAAAAAUCCCGCUCAAUUGUUUCCGUUGCUGUCCGUCCUUGAAAACUCUGUCCCUCUACUACAACGCCGUCGAGUUCGUCGACAAAGACGCGUUCAUAUCGCUGAUCGAUUUGGAAUCGAUCGACCUGAGCCAUAAUAAGAUCGUCUCGCUGGACGUAUCCACGUUCAGAGCGAAUCAGAGGCUGAGAUCGAUCGACCUCAGCCACAAUCACAUCCACUAUAUCCGCGGUGUAUUUUCCAAGUUACCGGAAUUGAAGGAACUGUUCUUAACCGAGAACAACAUACUGGAAAUACCCGCGGAGACGUUCGCCGGUAGUACAAGUUUGUCGGUGGUGUAUCUUCAGCAGAAUGCAAUUAGGAGGAUCGACGCUCGGGGUCUCGCCACGUUGAGCCAACUAGCGCAGCUACAUUUGAGCGGGAACUACAUCGAGAAAGUGCCGCGCGACUUUCUCGAGCACUGCGAGAAUCUCUCAACCUUGUCCCUCGACGGGAACAACAUCCGCGAACUGGAGGUGGGAACUUUCGCGAAAGCGAAGUCAUUGAGAGAGCUACGGCUUCAGGACAAUCAAAUUACGGAAGUGAAACGAGGCGUCUUCGCGCCUUUGCCGUCCCUGCUCGAGCUACAUCUGCAGAAUAACGCGAUAACGGACAUGGAGACCGGCGCUUUGAGAUCCCUCCACAGCCUGCAGCACGUGAAUCUUCAGGGUAAUCUGCUGGCGGUGUUGGGCGACGUGUUCCAAGUGUCGAACGACAUCGGACAAAAUGGGAACAGCGGCAGCUCGUUGGUCUCUAUUCAGUUAGACAACAACGGACUCGGCGUCCUGCACAACGACUCUUUAAGGGGUCAGGCGUCGGUCAGAAUCAUGUGGCUCGGUCACAACAGAUUAACCCGGCUCCAGGCUCCAUUGUUCCGGGACCUGUUGCUGGUCGAGCGAUUAUAUCUGACGAAUAACUCCAUCUCGCGAAUCGAGGACACCGCUUUUCAACCGAUGCAGGCGCUCAAGUUUCUCGAGCUAAGUAUGAACCGUCUGAGUCACGUGACGGCGAGAACGUUCUCGGAGUUGCACGAGUUGGAGGAACUCUAUCUACAAGACAAUGGUUUACGACGGUUAGACCCGUACGCGCUAACCGCGCUCAAACGACUUCGCGUUCUCGAUCUGGCUAACAACCAUCUGAACGUGCUCCACGACAAGAUCUUUCAAGAGGGUUUGCCAAUAAGGACACUGAACUUGAAGAACUGCACCGUCAGCGUGAUCGAGAACGGCGCAUUCAAGGGACUGAACAAUCUCUACGAACUGAACUUGGAACGUAACCAUUUAACCGCGUCCGCGUUGGAUCGUUUGGACAUUCCAGGAUUGAGGGUUCUCAGGAUAUCUUACAACAAUUUUAGUCAGAUCAACGGUAACUCAUUGGACGGCCUACCAUCGCUUCAACACUUGACCAUGGAGUCCUCUCAGAUCUAUAGAAUGCCGUCGGAGAUAUUCUCGAAGAACAAGAAUCUAGCGAAACUGCUGCUGAGCAACAACCUCCUUCGGGCGAUGCCCAGUCUGCUGUUCCUCGGGCUGGACUCGUUGAAAGAAGUGAAGCUCGACGGUAACCGAUUCCAGGAAGUACCGUACGACGUGUUCUCGAACGCAACUACGAUCGAGUUCUUGUCCCUCGCUAACAAUGUAAUCCUGAACGUGGACAUGUCGCGGUUAAACGGAUUGGUUAGCCUGCGGGAGCUCGAUCUACGCGGUAAUUACAUCAUGACCCUUUCUGGUUUCGCCGGCGUGAAUCUGUCCCGGUUAAUAUCCGUUGACCUCAGUCACAAUCACCUGACCGCCCUUCCGGCAAACUUCUUCGCCCGCUCGAACAUGUUGCGCAAGAUCGAACUGGCCGCCAACAAAUUUCACCAAAUACCCGCGGUCGCGCUCUCCGCGCAGAACAUCCCGAAUCUCGCCUGGUUGAACGUGACUGCGAACCCACUGAUCAGAAUACACGAGCUCAGCUCGAAGGCCAAAUAUCCGUCUUUGCAAGAGAUACACAUAUCCGGGACGAACCUGACCAUCGUCACUAGCCAGGAUUUCGAAGCUUUCCCGGCGCUGACGCAUUUGUUCAUGGGCAACAAUAUGAUCUCGCGAGUAUCUCCGAGCGCGUUCCGGAGCCUGUACGAGUUGCUUACUUUGGAUCUGAGCAUGAACGAGCUAGAACUGUUACCUCAGGAGAGAUUGAAGGGCUUGGAACACCUCAGGCUACUGAACCUUACGCAUAACCGUUUGAAGGAACUCGAAGAUUUCCCACCUGACCUGAAAGCUUUGCAAGUACUGGACCUCUCGUACAAUCAAAUCAGCGGAGUAGGCAAGAGUACAUUCCAACAUCUAGAGAACCUCGCCGAACUUCAUCUGUACGGAAAUUGGAUAUCGUCGAUCUCGCCGGACGCGUUCAGACCGUUAAAGAAAUUAAGGAUCCUCGACCUCAGUAGGAAUUAUUUGGAGAAUCUACCGUUGAACGCUUUUCGACCUCUAGAAACGCAAAUACGAAGUCUCCGAGCCGAAGAGAACCCGCUGCUCUGCGAUUGCGAGUCUCAAGAGCUUUGGGAGUGGCUGCGCGAUCAUCAGAAACUGGUGGGCGGCGGCGUGGGACGGAAUCGAGGGGGUGGGCUGCGAAUGAACGACAUGGACAGCGGAUUACUCAAGUGCCAACAGCCACCGGAAUUAAGAGGGUUGGUGUUCCUCGAGUUGGAUCCCAACGCUUUCUGUUCCGCGCCUCUCGUCUUGAAACUAGCGAUCCAGGACAUUCAACCGUUCUCUGUUCUGGUGUCUUGGCAGAGCAGAAACCACUCUGGUAUUCGCGGUUACCAGGUGGCUUACCACAUCAUGGAAAACGUCGACGAGGUACGAGCGAAGAUACUCGAGGCAAAUUCACGGUCUACGAAACUGUCGAAAUUGUCUCCGAGCACCCGCUACCUAAUCUGCGUGUUUGGUCUGGGCAACUGGAUGAACCAACGCCUCGAGGAGGACGCCAUGGACCAGUUCAACUUUUCGAACCACGAGACGUUCGAUGCCUCGCCGGAUAUAGAAAUGGUAGACACGCCGACGAGUCGCUGUACCGAGGUGAAGACACUGGAAGCACCGGAGGCGGUGAUCAGCAGCGACGGUUCGUCGAUGGGCGACGUAGGUAGCGUGAGCAACUUCCUAACCAGACGCUUGGGUCUGAUCGUCGGCUGUUGCAUGGGAUUCGUCGUGUUCCUGCUCCUCGUGUCUGUCCUCGGUUACCUGAAGGUGAAGAAGCAGCGGGAGACCGUGAAGAGGGAGCAGCCGAUCCCGCCGGAAUACAUUUCUUACAGGCAUUUCAGUAUACAGAGCGGGGAAGCGGGUCACGCUGCCAGACAGGCCAGCCAAGAGGGUCACAACUCGAACUUCAUCAACAGCAUAGGGAAUACCAAUCUGAAUGUAUGAGAUAAGUCAAAAAACUCCCGACUCGUGGAAGUUUCGAACGUUUGAAGCGGACAUACCCAAAUCCGGCGGCAAACGCGAAACAUUCCUGACUCGCGGCAGUUUACUGAAUUCUCGAAAAGAAAAAUGACCGUACGAACGUAGGAGGAAGAUAUAGAAAAGUCUCAAUGGAUAUGACCUUCGAGCCAACAAAUGCGCGUGUCGGUGCAAACGCCAAGUGGACGACCUAGUUAAUCAAGCAUUUUAUAUGUGAUUUUCUACGAAUCCUUAACUCUAUUCGAUGUAGCUUUAUCCAGUGACGAAAGGAAGGAUACUGCGGGGACCUGUGCAAGUGUGUGCGUGUGUCCAAGUGAAUCGUUCCGCGGCCAUGAUAACUCAAAGGAUCGCCGUGCGUCAUUUUCGUUGAACGAUUUACGGCUGAACGUCAUGGCCACGGCAGGGAUCUCUGUUCGGACUUGCAGAACGAUGCAUUGUGUUUUCUAAAUGGCUCGGCAGACCGUUCUCCCUGUAACAAUGCGACGUCGCAUCGCGUAAGUGCGAUCUUGAAUUUACGCUCGUAAGGGGGCCAGUAAAUCCUGUCGGACAUUGAAUUGCGCCUCGUCGUUCAGAAAUCGUUGAUAGAGACAGACGCGUUCUAAUUUGUAAAUAAGAACAAGAGUUCGAAUCGUUGUUUGCAAAGAGAAUCGUCGAAACUCGGAGAAGAAUCCGAGGAGGAUAACAGUGUUCGGCGAUCUUUCGACUCUUCAUUUAGGAAAACAUAGUUCACAUUAGGAUCGAUUCUUGGUUCUCGAAUCAACGUUUUACGCGUGAGUCGAGAGAAACGCAGUUUCUUCGAGUUCGCGACCUUCGAGCAUAGUCGAUAGUGUCACCGUGUCGGAAACAAUGGAUACACUGUGACACUAUCGCAUCUCUUCUCGCUGUACUAUAGGCUAACCACACGGAUGUUAUCAGCGAAUACAUUGGAAAUUAGAUUCCGCGUGUUGCGUAAUAUGCAGCAAAUUGCAGUUUCAGGUGAUAAAUAGAGAGAGAGAGAGACUGUGUCGUCUCGUUACUAGAGACAGAGAGAAAGAGAGAGAGAGAGAGAGAGAGAAUAUGGGAUUGCGACGGACCAACGAUGGGACAGACCACGUUGGACGGAAUCGAUAACAAUCGGUUUGUGCGGGUCGUCGAUGUCCAGUGAAACAUCUCAGAUGUACCGCACACUGUGUACUGUAACAUAUACGUACGUCAUCACUGUAAUAAAGAUGCAACUUCUUUUCUAAC
Molecule: messenger RNA, 6120 nt
Organism: Ceratina calcarata
Lineage: Eukaryota; Metazoa; Arthropoda; Insecta; Hymenoptera; Apidae
Product: chaoptin
Exons: 8
Coding region: 565-4860 (1431 amino acids)
Cellular component (GO): plasma membrane
Molecular function (GO): protein binding
Source: RefSeq, a predicted model, not a curated record